UUCUGUUUUUUUUUGGAAUCAAACCAAAAAGAUGAACACUUUCGAACUUUAUCUCAUAGUUGUCCUUGUCGGAAUUUUCUGUUUCUCUUUUUCUCUCUCUCUUUAACACUUCAGUUCAUCGUCGAAACAGAUUCAAAGUUCCAAACUUAAGCUUUUUGUCGUGAGUCCGAAUCCAAAAUCAAAUGGGGAAAAUGCUGGUUGAAAUCUGUUUGAUAUCAGCUCGAGGGCUCCGUGUUGGAAUCGGAAUCGGAUCCUCUCUACUGAAACACCAAUGGUACGCCGUCGGGUGGCUUGAUCCAGAAGACAAGUACUGCACCACAAUCGAUGCUUCAAGAUCAGACAAUCCUGUUUGGAGAACAAAGUUUGCUACUUUGCUCGAUGAUUCCGCGGUUCAGGAUUCGAAAUCGGUUUUGCGCGUCGAGGUUUAUAGCAGAGAACCCUUGUUCUUGAGGAAGAGGCUUCAUGGCUCUGCUACUGUUUCCUUGAAGGAGUUUCUGACCAAGUAUAAGCAACAACCGAGUUCUUCUUCGAAAGCUGUAGUUGAAGAAACUGGAAGCUAUCAGCUUAGGAAGCAGAACUCGAGCAAGCCUCAAGGUUUUGUUGAUGUUUCCAUCCGUAUCUCUGCAGAACAAGCGGACUUUGGGGUUUUUACUGGGGAUUUUGGAGGAGUUAUGCUCUCGAACAAUACUUCAGGACAAGAUUACAUGGCUGGUCCAUCGCAGCAUCCAUUUGCUCCAAUGAACCAGUCAAACAAUUCGAACCCAUUCUCAGUUCCGCCAUAUAACCACAACUCAUCAGUGCCUUACCCUCCUAUGAACCACACCAACCCACAAAUGCAACAACCUUACUAUCCUCCACCAAUGCAGCCACCACCACCUAUGAACUCAGGGUACAUGCCAGCAGCAUACAUCUCGAAAUCAGAGAAUGUUACAAAUAUACCAUCAUCAUCAUCAUCAUCUGGAGGAGCACCAGGAGGAGCGGGAAGAGGAUAUGCAAGGCCUGGACCAGGGUUUGCUGCUGGAUUGGGAGCUGGUGCAGUAGUUGGAGCUGCUGCAGGUUUAUAUGGAGGUGAGUUUAUGUCAGGAUUCGACUUACCUUCAACCUUACCUCACCCAAGUGUCUCCAUUUCCAUCGAUCCUCCAUUCUGAUGCAGCAAUAGCUCGAUUCAAAAUGGCUGUAUCGUCAGAUUAUCUAAAACACUCAUUGUAGAUUAUUCGUAUAUGUUAUGAUGUUUCUCGGGAAUUCGAUGAAGCUGUUUUCUUCAAUUGUUAUUACUCUUUAUAUGGUGUUAUCAGAAACUUUACAUAACAGUGUUUAGAAUCAAACUGUUGCGAAUAAAAUCUUUCUAUGUA
Camelina sativa (false flax) is the source of this 1352-nucleotide messenger RNA. RefSeq lists its product as uncharacterized. The record is from RefSeq and is a predicted model, not a curated record. NCBI's taxonomy places the organism in Eukaryota, Viridiplantae, Streptophyta, Magnoliopsida, Brassicales, Brassicaceae. Gene Ontology annotation, biological process: defense response.